GAUGCUGGGCUCUGCAGGGCCCCACGGAGGUGAGCGGCUUCCCAGGGGGCUCCGUGGAGGUACCCUGCGAGUACGAGCCGGAGAUGGUGGAUGCCAAUAAGUACUGGUGCAGGGGCAGCAGCUGGCUUUCCUGCUCCAUCCUCGUUCAGACCACGGCCCCAGGGGACGAGGCAUGGGGGGACAGGGUGUCCCUGCGAGACGACCCCACUCAGCUCGUGUUCAUGGUGACCAUGGAGGACCUGAGAGUGGAAGAUGCGGAUCAGUACUGGUGUGGGAUCCAGGUAGCCUGGUAUGAUCCCAUGUUCCGUGUCAUGGUGUCUGUUCUCCCAGUGCCCGAGACAACACACUAUGACCUCUUCACAACACAGUGGGAAGAGGCCACAUCUCCUCCCACCUUCCCAUGGACUCCCCUGGAGCUGGAAAACACCAUGUCCACACCAAAAUCCAGAAGCCCUCAGGCUGGCACCCCAAACCUGCUUGUCCUGGUCCUGACAUCCUUCGCUGCACUGGUGCUGAUUUCGGGCAUCAUCAUCUGCCAUAGGAUGAGAAGAGCAUCGUUGGAGAAGCACAGAGCAGCCCAGGCCAUAGAGAGGAAGAGGGACAAGGACCUCCAGCUACCACAGGUCACUACAAGCUGGGAGCAAGCAGACGCUUCCAAUAACAUCUACAUGAACAGGGAGUGGGAGUUCAGCUCACCUGAGGAUGACUAUGAGAACAGCCCAGUCCAGUGGCAGGACUUUGAAAAGACAGACCAAGUUUCAGUUUCCAGAGCUCUAGAACUGCAGACAAUCUACAUGAACAUGCACUGA
Leptosomus discolor (cuckoo roller) is the source of this 809-nucleotide messenger RNA. The record is from RefSeq and is a predicted model, not a curated record. NCBI's taxonomy places the organism in Eukaryota, Metazoa, Chordata, Aves, Leptosomiformes, Leptosomidae.